UUAAUUAUUCUGGUCUUAUCAGGUAACUUUUUAUGGAGGAUGAAGUCGUUUCCAUUGAGACCGCUCAGGUCGAGGGUCUCCAGGACAGUGGAGAAGGAGCAGAGCUGCUCCAGACUGCAGAGGCUGCCCUGAUGGAGGGGGGUGUGGCACCCGAAGAGGUGACAGGGAAUGUUGAAAUGAUGGUGAUGGACACCCUGGACUCGACCCUUGACCCUGCCCUGCUACAGAUGAAGACUGAGGUCCUCGAAGGGGGCGGUGCGGUGACAGUCACCGGGGGAGACGAGGGACAGAUCAUCACCCUGCAGGUAGUGAACAUGGAGGGGAACAUGGAACAGACGAGUGCAGCGCUGGGGCUUGGACAGCUGCAGCUGGUGCAGGUCCCUGUCACUACAGCCACCGUGGAAGAGCUCCAGGCCAGCUUCGUUGACGCCUCGGCAGGCAAUACUGAGGCAGAGCCAGUGAUCUGCCACACCCUCCCUCUGCCCGAGGGCUUCCAGGUGGUGAAGGUGGGGGCGAAUGGAGAGGUGGAGACAGUUGAACAGGAAGAACUGCAGGCAGCCCAGGAUGAGCUCCAGAUGACCCAUGGGGAGGAGGAGGAGGAAGUUGAGCCCCAGGUAGAGGACCAGACCUGGUCCAAAGACCCAGAUUACCAGCCAACUGCUGGCAUCCGCAAGGGGAAGAAGGGCAAGAAGAGCCGCCUGCGUUACGGGGAGGGGGAGCGGGACAUGGACGUGUCUGUGUAUGACUUUGAGGAGGAGCAGCAGGAGGGGAUGCUCUCUGAGGUCAACGCCGAGAAAGUUGUGGGCAACAUGAAACCGCCCAAACCAACCAAGAUAAAAAAGAAAGGUGUGAAGAAGACGUUCCAGUGUGAGCUGUGUAGCUACACCUGCCCCCGGCGCUCUAACCUGGACCGCCACAUGAAGAGCCACACAGAUGAGAGGCCGCACAAAUGCCACCUGUGUGGGAGGGCCUUCAGAACGGUCACACUGCUGAGGAACCACCUCAACACACACACAGGCACUCGUCCUCAUAAAUGCCAAGAUUGUGACAUGGCAUUUGUGACUAGUGGAGAGCUGGUGCGUCAUCGUCGCUACAAACACACAUUCGAGAAACCCUUCAAGUGCUCCAUGUGUGACUACGCUAGUGUGGAGGUGAGUAAACUGAAGAGACACAUCCGCUCCCAUACAGGCGAGAGGCCCUUCCAGUGCAGUCUGUGCAGCUAUGCCAGUCGAGACACCUACAAACUGAAGAGACACAUGAGGACACACUCAGUUUUGUUGAUCGAUGCUAAAGUGAGAAAGCCGUAUGAGUGCUACAUCUGCCAUGCUCGUUUCACACAGAGCGGCACCAUGAAGAUGCACAUCCUGCAGAAGCACACAGAGAAUGUGGCCAAAUUCCACUGCCCCCACUGUGACACUGUCAUCGCCCGCAAGAGCGACCUGGGUGUGCACUUGCGGAAGCAGCAUUCGUUCAUGGAGAUGGGCAGGAAGUGUCGUUACUGUGAUGCUGUGUUCCACGAGCGUUACGCACUCAUCCAGCACCAGAAGUCCCACAAGAAUGAGAAGCGCUUCAAGUGCGACCAGUGUGACUAUUGCUGCAGACAGGAGCGUCACAUGAUCAUGCACAGACGCACACACACGGGGGAGAAGCCGUACGCCUGCAGCCAAUGUGAGAAAACUUUCCGGCAGAAGCAGCUGCUGGACAUGCACUUCAAACGCUACCAUGACCCCAACUUCAUCCCCACUGCCUUCGUCUGCAGCAAGUGUGCCAAGACCUUCACUCGCAGGAACACCAUGCUGCGUCACGCGGAGAACUGUAACGGAGAGAACACCGGCGACGAGAACGGAACCCCGCCAAAGAAAGGCCGCCGCGGCAGGAAGAGGAAGAUGCGCUCCAGACGGGAUGACGAUGACGACGACACCGAGCCUGAGCUGGAUGACAUUGAGGAGGAGGAGGAGGAUGAGGAGGAGGAGGAGCUGCUAGCUGAGAUUGAGGUGGAGCAGGCACCACCUGUUGACCCUGUCCCUGCCCCUGUGGGCCCGCCAGCCAAGAGGAAACGUGGAAGACCUCCCAAGCCCAAACCUGCCCCAACGGCGGCAAUCAUCCGUGUGGAGGAUGAGACCACAGGCGAGGUGGAUGACAUCAUUGUGAAGAAAGAGAUGAAAGCUGAGCAGGCGAGCCAGGAGGAAGAAGCUGUCGUGGAUGAGGAGCCGGCAGUAGAGGUGGAGCAUGCUGAAGGAGAGCCUUCCAAUCAGGUAGAAGAGUCAUUCCAGGGGGAGGAGGUGGUGCAGGAAGUGGCACUGUCGGUCACAGAGGCUCCGCCCAACGGUGACCUCACUCCUGAGAUGAUUCUCAGCAUGAUGGACCGGUGAUGAAGACGGAGCCUCUGUCUGCAUCCAGCAAUACAAAUUGUCCCGUUUGUACACUCACAUACACCAUGUACCCACUCUCAAACACAACACACGUACCUUCCCUCGCAUACACCAUACACGUAUACCACACAUAUACACCCCAGUUACGUAACCUUAGAUCUUUCUCUCUCUGAUGUUGAUGAUAAUGCCUGGGACAUGUCUAAAGAUACCUUUAGCCCAUUCUAUUUUUUUAAGAGCUUAUUUUCCUCUCUCGUGAUCUCUAUCUACAUCCCACUGCGAAACACCUUACACCCUCAUGUUGAAUUAUGUGUGUAUACAAAUCUAGAUAACAUUAUGCAGACUGUUGUCACUGGAAAAUAUGUAAGGAGAGGGGGUGUGGUUUAGAUCAUGAUAAUGUAUUAUGUCAUAAAUCAUGUGCUCAUUCUGCUGUCAAUGAUGUUCUAUAGGCCCUCAGAGAAUGCUUUCUCUGUAGCAUAUUUUGGCCCACAUUUGAUCUCAUGUUGGCCCUCUCCUCGUGCUCUGUUGUCUGUCUAAAAACAAUGAUGUGCUUUCACCCUGUUAGGGGAUCAAAGUUUAGGGAUGACCUGAAAUAUUCUGCUUUUACAAAAUGUUAUGCUGUUUUCAAAUGAAACACAAUACCUUGCUCAUGUUAAAGCUUUUAGAAUUGAUUUGUUUUUUGGUUUGAUGCUUUUUUCUUUUGUACCAUGGAAAUGAAAUGCUAGGGGGCUUGAAUGGCAAUGAUAUGAUUGGAGGGGUGAGAGAAUGUUUGACUGUACAGCCAAUUAAAAAUAAAAAGAUCAACCUAC
This is a messenger RNA of Coregonus clupeaformis (lake whitefish), 3178 nucleotides long. RefSeq names its product transcriptional repressor CTCF. Lineage: Eukaryota; Metazoa; Chordata; Actinopteri; Salmoniformes; Salmonidae. Gene Ontology annotation, molecular function: DNA-binding transcription factor activity, RNA polymerase II-specific; RNA polymerase II transcription regulatory region sequence-specific DNA binding. Gene Ontology annotation, biological process: regulation of transcription by RNA polymerase II. The record is from RefSeq and is a predicted model, not a curated record. Gene Ontology annotation, cellular component: nucleus.